AUGGAUAGUGGUCAUUUGGAUGCGAAUAUGUCCAGGCCGUUGGUCCACCUUCAUUUGCAUCAUUUGGCGCCUCCUAAUGCAGCGGAGAGCUCUGGAAGCACCACGAGGAUGGACUCCUGGAAAAGCGACAUGGACAUACGAGAGGAUAAGCCGUACCGGAGAAACCAUUUUCAUCAGGGUAUGCGCAAUCAGUCUACCCAGACUAAGACUUCGCCAUCCAAGACAGCGAAUAAGUCUACCCAGACGGAACCUGUCACUGAUGACAACGUGCAAGCUAGGGUGAUCGCAAUGCUGACAGGAUUGGACUCGAUCUUGGACUUGCAGCUGCGUAGCAGAAGUCCUUCGUCCGAAGAGCACCAGCGCCUAAAUGAGAUGUUGACCGGCCACAACUGCGUUUUGCUGCGCGAAGUCCUGGAGUCAAGGAAGCGAAGGCUUCCCGCGGACGACCUAACCGGGCUUCUAACUACAAUACUAGAGCGAAAUCCAGAUGGGAAACCGCUGCCUAAGCGGCAGAAGCUGGAGCGCCAGGAAGAAGCGUCCUCAGAGGAGACAACAGAAGAUUGGGAAUCUGAACCAUUCUAACUUGGAAAAGUCGAUGAGUUAACGACAAAAUGAUUGGACAGUCAACUGAGCAGGUCAGAUUCAACAUUUGCAGGCAACAUGCAAAAGAAAGAAAAACAUUUAAAAAUGCAGAUAGCUUUGAAUUUGUAAGACUUGUAUCGAAACAGCUGUAUACUAAUUGCUUACAAAUAAAAACCGCC
This is a messenger RNA of Drosophila mauritiana, 761 nucleotides long. RefSeq lists its product as uncharacterized. The record is from RefSeq and is a predicted model, not a curated record. Bases 1 to 582 code for a protein of 193 amino acids. NCBI's taxonomy places the organism in Eukaryota, Metazoa, Arthropoda, Insecta, Diptera, Drosophilidae. The transcript is spliced from 4 exons.